UUUUGUCGACCAAGUUGGAAAGAAGCUUCAAUCAUUUCCCAGUUUGAUUUUUAUUUUUGCUUCUGCAAUUGGGAGUUGGAACCUUACCCAUUACCAAAAAGGAUUUAUGUACCAAACGCUUGGGUGGAUUUAGGAUUUUGAUGCCGACACCUUAUCCAAACAAACAAGCAUCAGCUCCCAUGUUCUUCAGCUCAAAUUCAAGACAGCCCCCAUUUCUCUUACGCCAUGUUCUUGUCUUUUUUCGUCUCUAAAAAAAACAUUGCCUUUAAGCAUAGACGCAUCUCGCACUUUCACAUUAUAUUAUUGCUUCCUUUUUUACAGAAACCCAAGCCAUUGAUUGUGAAUUUGUAGUGUUUGAGUUCAUCUUGUGGCUAAGCUGCGGAGGGAAUCGAAACCUAUGGGCUUCUUAGCUUUUGUGUUAACCAUUGUGGCGCUUUUUCUGGCGUUUUCGGGUCAGGCAGUGGAAUAUGCGGGGCUUGUGAUCGAUACAACGACAAGGAUUGCUGACACGGAUGCCAAUUAUAUAUGUGCUACUCUCGAUUGGUGGCCUCACGACAAGUGUAACUAUGACCAAUGCCCGUGGGGGUUAGCAUCUGCGAUGAACCUGGAUCUGUCUCACCCUUUUCUGGCAAAUUCUGUUCAAGCUUUCAAGAGUUUGAGGUUACGAAUCGGGGGUUCAUUGCAAGACCAAGUAGUGUACGAUGUGGGCAAUCUGAAUAUCCCUUGCCAUCCGUUUAGAAAGCAAGAGGACGGGUUGUUUGGAUUUUCGCAUGGAUGCUUGCAUAUGGAUAGAUGGGAUGAGCUUAACGGCUUUUUCAAGAAGACGGGAGCACUUGUAACAUUUGGCUUGAAUGCUUUACAUGGGAGACAGCACGGGAAUAAGCAGCAAUGGGGAGGAAAAUGGGAUUCUAGCAAUGCCCGUGAUUUCAUUAGCUAUACCGUAUCCAAGGGUUACCAGAUACACUCAUGGGAAUUUGGUAAUGAGUUGUCGGGAACAGGUAUUGGUGCAAGCGUUGAUGCAGACCUAUAUGGAAAAGACGCAAUUAAUCUAAAUGCUCUUUUGGAUCAGCUAUAUACGAAUACUCGACCAAAGCCUCUUCUCUUGGCACCGGGGGGGUUUUUCGAUAAGGCGUGGUUCGGGAAACUCCUCGAUGUUUCGGGCCCGUCCACUGUCAAUGCCUUGACACAUCAUAUAUAUAAUCUCGGGCCAGGAUCUGACCAUAAUCUCGUGAAUAAAAUUUUGAAUCCCGAGUACUUGGAUGGGAUAUCACAGACAUUCCAUGAUCUUACUCAAACCAUUCAAACGAACGGUCCUUGGGCUUCCGCUUGGGUUGGGGAAUCUGGCGGGGCGUAUAACAGCGGUGGACACAACGUGUCCAAUGCCUUCGUGAAUAGCUUUUGGUAUUUAGAUCAGCUCGGGAUGGCGGCCAAAUACAGGACUAAAGUUUAUUGCAGACAGACUUUAAUAGGGGGGAACUAUGGGCUCCUCGACACCGAAUCUUUCGUCCCUAACCCCGAUUAUUACAGUGCACUUCUCUGGCAUCAGCUCAUGGGGAGCGGAGUGCUUGCGGUUAAGAGUGAUGCGUCGCCAUACCUGCGCUCAUAUGCCCACUGCACAAAAGACCGUGAGGGGGUGACAUUGCUUUUAAUCAACUUAAGCAACCAAACCGAAUUUGGAGUGGACAUUCAAUCCACCAUGGGUUUGCACCUAAAGAGAAAAGUCGAGAAAAAAUCCUUCACCCAUAGACUGAAGGAGACCUUUUCGUGGGUUGGAAGCAAGACAGUGGAUGAAACAUUGUCGGUGGAGGAGUACCAUCUGAGUCCAGAAGACGGGAACGUUAAGAGCAGAACAGUGCUUCUGAAUGGAACGCCAUUACAGCUUACAGAAAGCGGGGACAUCCCGAACAUGUUGCCAGCACUUCGGAAUGUAAAUUCCGCGAUAUCUAUUGCCCCUUUGUCCAUCAAAUUCAUAGUGUUCCCUAACCUGAAUGCCCCAGGUUGUAGAUGAGGUUUAUAGUCCCACACUCUUAUACCAUGCUCGAUUCUUAAGAGCAAAUUGUGUCUGCAAAUGUAUUAUAGCUGGAAGGAAUGUCAUAAAUGUAUUAUUAUUAUUAUAUUAUAUAUACCACUAGAUAAAUAAAUUCAUUGCUAAGCUUGUAAUGUAAUGUUUGAGUGUUCCAAC
This is a messenger RNA of Ipomoea nil (Japanese morning glory), 2182 nucleotides long. RefSeq names its product heparanase-like protein 1. Bases 398 to 2008 code for a protein of 536 amino acids. Gene Ontology annotation, molecular function: beta-glucuronidase activity. Lineage: Eukaryota; Viridiplantae; Streptophyta; Magnoliopsida; Solanales; Convolvulaceae. The transcript has 10 exons. The record is from RefSeq and is a predicted model, not a curated record. Gene Ontology annotation, cellular component: membrane; plant-type cell wall.